AUGACGAAGUUGAUCUCUAGGACGUUCCCGUCCGUGAAGCUUCGCGAUUACAACCCUAACCCUAAAGCUCCGAUCAAUCUUCGAACCCAAUUUCAGAUUUCAUCGUCUUCCUCGCAAGAGAACUCGAAGAUCCCCAAUCCCAAACCCUGGUGCGUUUAUCUCAUUCUCUCUACCAACCAACCCAUCAAAACAUAUGUUGGCAUCACCACCGAUUUCGCUCGCCGAUUAAAGCAGCACAAUGGUGAAAUCAGAGGCGGUGCAAAAGCUUCAAGUGCAGGAAGACCUUGGCUUUGUGCCUGUAUCAUCAAUGGAUUCACUUGUCUUAGCCAAGCUUCGUCCUUUGAAGCAAAAUGGAAGAUGUUUUCAAGAAAGUUACCGAGGAGGAAGAAAAACGAGGAGAUGAAUCAGAGUGAUGCUUUGCUGCAACACCGGAAGAGAGCCUUGGAUAAAGUCCAGGACUCAGUAGAAUGCAGUCACCUUGAAAUCGAUUGGAAAAUAUUCUAA
This is a messenger RNA of Arabis nemorensis, 504 nucleotides long. Lineage: Eukaryota; Viridiplantae; Streptophyta; Magnoliopsida; Brassicales; Brassicaceae. The record is from the annotation of a GenBank genome assembly.